AUGCAGUCAUCAGAUCCCAGGCACUUUUUCGAAACCGAUGCCACGCAGGCCAAGAGGGAGAGAAAGGUUGCCAAGUCAAAUAACAAAUAUGGCAAUCCUAUCGCUCUCAAGUCAAAGCUUCUUGCAGCUGUUCUAGACCCUACUUCACCCGCAACUGUCUUUGUUGCCGAGUCAGCAGGCUCUGUCCGUCGGGUCAACUUGGAUGUAGGCUCGACUGCGCUCAUUCCGACUGGAUCUGCAAUACUGACGUCGCUUCCGCAGGACGGCAGCGUUAAAUCAGUCUACAAGGGCCCAACGGCUCCGGUCACCUGUGUGGCUGUCGGAGGCGAGGGCAACAAGACCGUGUUUGCCGGAUCGUGGGACAGGAACAUCUCUUCCUGGAAUAUAGAGACCAAAGUGCCAGUCCGCCAGUACACCGGCCACUCUGACUUUGUCAAGUCCAUCGUCUGCACGAGGAUAUCUGGCAAGGAGAUCCUGAUCAGUGGAGGAGCAGACAAGAAAAUCAUCGUCUGGGACAUCUCAACGGGAGUCCGUCUUCACACACUGCAGGACAACACGCAAAACAUGCUCGCCAUACAGGAUCUCGCCGUCGACCCUGUACAAAGUACACCAGACGAGGCCUUUCUGGUCAGCGCCAGCAGUGACCCCCACAUCCGCCGAUGGAAAGUUCGGCUGGAUGGCUGGGAGCAGGUCGUUGACCCAUCGUCCGAGGCUCGAGCUGAGGAGAGGCGUACUAUACUUGAGCAUGAGACUACUGUCUACAAACUUGUCUUUGAUUACGAGGGUGACGAAGUCGACCUCUGGACGUCGAGUGCCGACGGGACAUCUAAAUGUCUAACGCGGAUGAGCGGCUUCGCGAGUGACGACGAGUUCAAGCACGGCGAUCACGUACGGGCCGUCGCUGUGACUGAUCAAUGGGUUAUCACAGCUGGACGUGAUGAAAAUUUGAAGCUUUGGGACCGCGCUUCAGGACGCUUGUACUGUUCCCUAGAGGGACACUACGACGAGGUCACUAGCCUUGUUGUGCUACGAGGACCUAACAAGGGACUGGACCGCCUCUGCAGUACGAGUUUGGAUGGUACAAUCAGGCUCUGGUCUCUUGCGAAGCCAGAUGUCGAUGCAAUGGUUAAAGAGCAGCAGCAGCCUAAGAAUCUUGAGGAGCAAGAUGAGAAGAAGGAGGGCAUGGAGGGCAUGUUGACGGCUGAGGAGGAAGCGGAGCUCGCUGCUCUGAUGGAUGAGGAUUGA
Molecule: messenger RNA, 1245 nt
Organism: Thyridium curvatum
Lineage: Eukaryota; Fungi; Ascomycota; Sordariomycetes; Thyridiales; Thyridiaceae
Exons: 2
Coding region: 1-1245 (414 amino acids)
Biological process (GO): negative regulation of transcription by RNA polymerase II
Cellular component (GO): nucleus; transcription repressor complex
Molecular function (GO): protein binding
Source: RefSeq, a predicted model, not a curated record